Molecule: messenger RNA, 2916 nt
Organism: Mesorhabditis spiculigera
Lineage: Eukaryota; Metazoa; Nematoda; Chromadorea; Rhabditida; Rhabditidae
Source: the annotation of a GenBank genome assembly
AUGCUGGAAGUGACCGAUCAGGGCGAAUCGGGUAAUAUGGCCAAUUUGGCUCUGGAAGAUUUGUUGGAAAAUUCGGGAAGGAUACCGGAAGUGACUCGAGAAUUGUUGCAACUUUCCGGCACGGCCAUGUCGAAUAUACCGAUACGGGAAGCGAUUCUGCUCGAUGAUUAUGCCCAGUUUCCGGAUAUUACGGUAUUUGAGGGGGGCCCGCGUCCAAAAUCCCGCGAGAUGGGCGUGGUAACUACGGUGGCCGGGGUGGCGAACAAAUUGGAGGAGGAGAUUCUGGAGAACGGGAUGGAGAACGAGACAUUGUCGGAUUCCGGACCGGAAUUGGGACUGGCAAACGGGGUGGGGCUAGCUACCGUAACCUCGGCCGUAAUUCGUAUGCACCAGGAGACAGAAGCCACGCCGGAAACUCUGGCUACCGUAACCUCGCGAACGGGUACCGUAGUUCGCCCGCAAGCCGUUGGGGAGCUCGAGCUCGUUCCGGAGUUUCCUAUCGACACCGAUGGUACGGCACGGAAAAUUGUCGAUUCCGCAAUGCUACGCAAGAUUGGAGAGCGUACUGUAGGGGGCGAGGUCGUUACCGUAAUCCCGGAGAAAUUAGAUACGGUAGCUACCGUAAACAGCGACGUAAAUUGGAAAGAAACGGAACAAAAUUCCGAAGUUACCCUAAUCCCCGAGAAAUUGGAUACGGUAACUGGAAGGAGGCAUGGAGCGGAAAAUCCCGAAGCUACCGUACCCCCAAACACCAAAUUCCACGACGCUCCAAAACCCGAAAAUCGCUUCAUCAACCGGAUUCUAAUCCAAAAUUUCACAAAAACCCAAAAAAAUCAAUUCGCCGGGUACUACGGUAGCGAGCAGCAGCUAAAAACGACAAAUGUCGAGCCGUGGAUGUAUUUCGAGGGCGCCAACCGGAAAAGCGAAAACGCCAAGAUUUUUAUCGACACCAAAAAUUCGAAGAAGUUCGGCGAUAAAUCGAUUAAGGCGAUUCCGAAUUUUUCUGGAACAUCGACAUUUUCGAUUGGGCAGGAUUUGGGGAUAAUUCCCCCGGAAAAUGAAGAAAAAGCUAAUUUAAAUCAGGAAAAAUUUAAAUUAAACACGGAAAAAUUGGAUUUUACCCCGGAAAAAUCUAAUUUGAAUCCGGAGAGAAUAUUGCCCAUCGAAUUCCCGGAAAUUCGAAUAAAUUCCCGGCCGCUGCCCGCUACACCUAAUGACGGGAGGGAAGAAGACCAAAAUUCCGAAGGGCUACGAAGUGCACCAAAUGACGGUGCGCUACAAGUUACACCGGAUGACGGGCCGCUACAAGUGACACCUAAUUCCGAGCGGCUACAACCUACACCAGAUGACAGUUCACUACGAGCUACACCAAAUGACGGGCCGCUACAAGUUACACCUAAUUCCGAAAGGCUACAACCUACACCAAUUGACACGCGGCUACACGCUACAGCAAAUUCCGAGCGGUUACAAGCUACACCUAAUUCCGAGCGCCUACACGCUACACCAGAUGACGCUAAGGAGUACGGUGGAGACCUCGGCUAUAAGCCCACCAUAUUCCCUGAUUUGGCCCCGAAAAAUAACGAACUAUUGAUGAGUUUCGGCACGACGAAGCCUACCGUAACCCGGCCGUGGUGGGACCCUACGAUAGCUACCGUAUCCCAGCCGGAAUGGCUAAAAAAGGCGUUGCGGGACGUGGAGGGCCCGAAUUGGCGGUGGGGAAGCGGAAAUACAGUGCCCCGCGAGGAAGGGUUACGGUAUUACAGUAACCCACCCUGGGGUACGGUAGAAAAAGGCGAUAGAUUGGGAGUUGAAGACCAUGAAGCGGGGAUUCCGCAACGCUACCCGGGCAGUUUAACGUGGGCCACGGAAGCUACCGUACCCCAGCGAGGAUUUUUGGGUACUGUAGAAAAGGGCAAAAAGGUGGAUUUUGGCGAACAUGAAGCCGGAAUUCCGGAACGCUACGCCUGGGGUUCGGUAGAAAAAGGCAAAAAAGCUGAUUUUGAAGACAAUGAAGCCGGUAUUCCGGAACGCUACUCCCGGAUUACGGGACUGGGAAUGCUGGGUGACUCUGCUGGAGAUGAUGGCCUCCGCCCAGCCGCUUCAACCCUCCCCACACCCACCGUAACCCCGGAUUUGGAGCUGUCGGAGCCGAUGCAGCAAUUCCUCGCGGGGCCCUCAACGUCAGGGAAUUUCGUCUUUCAACCUGCCGAUGACGCCGGGUCAGAUGCUACGGUAGCUACCAUAACUGAAGAGGAGCUCCGCGCCGAGCGUAUCAUCCCGGAAAACAUCGCGCGUAUGCUGCGGAUUGGGCCGAUUGGGGAGGGGCCAGGCUGCCCGGCCACCGUUCGCGUCCAAAUAUUACGAUGCUCCGAGACGAUCCUUGACGAUACGAUGAAACAUAUGAUGCCGAUGGAUAUGAGCUCGAUGUUUGGAGGACGGCAGCCCGGCCAACACGACCAAUUUUGCGCAAACGCGCAGCGAUACCUACAAUGUGCCGAAGAGCACGCCACUACGAAUCCGGACUGUUUGCGCGAAUUUCACGCAACCCUUGAUCGGGCUUACCUCGACUAUUUGCCAUCCUGUCGUCCCGACGGCGCGUAUAGGGCUACACAAUGUUCUCAAAAAGGCUCCUGCUGGUGCGUGGAUGAUUUUGGGCUGCCGAUGGUUGACACCUUUACUGGUCCAAACGAAGCGAUAGCAGAUUGUGGAGGCGGCCCAACCUACAGCUGCCAACGGCUUCCUGAUGCUCAAUUUUGUGAGGUCACUCAAGAGGAGCCGGAGCAGGCGAUACGAUGGGCCCUAGAAGAGGGUGUCUGCCGGCCAUAUACCAUCCGUGAAUGCCGCGAAAAUAAAUUCCUCCCACCCUACACCCUGACCUACGAUGAAUGCCAGCUGUUUUGCCUGUAUCGAAAGUCG